AAUUAGGUGAAGUGGUUUUUUUAACCUCCAGCUAUACCAUUGCCACCAUCCGGGAGACCGGUCGCUUUCGUUUUGCCGAAACUGCCGACAACGUGCCAAUCUCUCUUUUUUUCUAGUUCUAAUUGCAUCGCAGACUCGAUUUAGUAGCGCCUGCCGCAGCUGGAUUAUUUUUAGUCUCUAUCAAUUGCUAAACGAAGAAGCCAGUGAAGUGACGGUGACGAUGGCGGCGACUGUAACGGCCGCGUUCAGAACCGUAGAACCUUUGGAAUAUUACAGAAGAUUCUUAAAAGAAAAUUGUCGGCCUGACGGAAGGGACCUUGGUGAAUUUAGGACCACAACUAUCAACAUAGGUUCAAUUACAACUGCAGAUGGCUCUGCACUUUUGAAGUUAGGGAAUACUACAGUGAUAUGCGGCAUAAAAGCAGAAUUUGCAGCCCCCGCCGCUGAUUCCAGUAACAAGGGAUAUAUCAUUCCCAACGUAGAACUUCCUCCACUUUGUUCAUCAAGAUUUCGACCUGGACCUCCAUGCGAAGAGGCUCAGGCAGCUAGUCAGUUUAUUGCUGAUGUCAUUGAAAAUUCACAGAUGAUAAUGAAAGAAGAUCUAUGCAUUUUAGAUGGAAAGAUUGUAUGGGUUCUAUAUUGUGACGUUAUAUGCUUAGACUAUGAUGGAAACCUUCUUGAUGCCUGCAUGUGUGCUUUCUUAGCAGCUCUGAAAAAUGUGCUUUUGCCUGUUGUUGCAAUAAAUGCAGAAACUGGUUUGAUGGAAGUUAAUUUGAAAGAGAAGAAUCCUUUGACUAUUAAAAAGCAACCAGUGGCAACAUCAUUUGUGUUGUUUGACACACUAGUUGUAGUUGACCCAACUGCAGAAGAAGAAGACUUGGCAUCUGGGACUUUAACUAUUGUGACUAUCGAAGAUGACAAACUGUGUUCUGUUCAUAAACCAGGUGGAAGCACAAUAACAGAAGCAAAGCUUCAAGACUGUAUCAGUCGGGCAAAGGCACGACAUAAAGAAGUACAGAAACUGAUGGAUAAAGUAAUCAAAAAUGUAUAAUUAGUAAGAGGUGUAUUUACUAUUUGAUCACAAAACCAUUUCCUCAAUAAACAUACUACAUUUGUGAAGUUCCAUUAUUUCACAAUAUCAUUUCAUCUUGAAAUUUGUAUAACAUUUCCAGAUGAAUAAUUUCAUCUUAAAACAGUGUAGUUUUCUUACAAAUUUCAGUUGAUUGUUAUGUCUCAGUGUAGCUACAAAUUCAGUUUCAUGGAAAAAACAUUUUUUAAAAAAGAUGGUAUAGAAU
This is a messenger RNA of Notechis scutatus (mainland tiger snake), 1295 nucleotides long. It is a transcript of the gene EXOSC8, whose product is annotated as exosome component 8. Gene Ontology annotation, molecular function: mRNA 3'-UTR AU-rich region binding. Gene Ontology annotation, biological process: TRAMP-dependent tRNA surveillance pathway; U4 snRNA 3'-end processing; U5 snRNA 3'-end processing. Lineage: Eukaryota; Metazoa; Chordata; Lepidosauria; Squamata; Elapidae. Gene Ontology annotation, cellular component: nuclear exosome (RNase complex); cytoplasmic exosome (RNase complex). The record is from RefSeq and is a predicted model, not a curated record.